CAGCCGAGACGCGUGUCUCAGCCUCUUGGCAGGAUGUCUUGGUCUCUGGACCUGCUCCCUCUGCCUCCUUGUGUGGAACUGGGUGGGCCUCCCCUGAGUGGCCUUCUGUGGACUCUGCUGCUGCUUUUUCUCUGGUAUUGCUACCGUGUUGGCGCCGACCCUCCAUCCUGCUCAUCUGGCUCGGCUCACUCUGCUUUAUCUCGCUCCUCCAGCUGCUCUCCAGUUGAGCAUGGUCAUUCCACCCCGAAACCUUCCCCUGCAAUCGCUGUGGAGAGCGGGGAGGAAGAAGAAGCAAAGAGUUACCUGAUGCCGGUGUUGAGCCAUGCCCCAUUUCCUGCUCAAGCAGCAGCAGGAAGCAGGAAGUUGUACACAGCACUGCAGGAGUAUGCCAAGCGUUACAGUUGGGCCGGCAUGGGCCGCAUCCACAAGGGCCUGCGCAUCCAGACUAGGAUGAAUGAUCGCUCCACCAUUCAGAAGCCCCACCUCUUCUACCUUCCCGAUGUUCCGAGCAUCCCUUUCUUCCCUCGGGAUGCUCAUCGCCAUGACAUCGAGAUCCUGGAGGCCAGCUACCCUAUAAUCCUUGCUGAAUUCCAGGCUGUCUUCAAGAGAGGCAUUGACACAAAGCUGGGCUGGAUAUUCCAAGGACCUAAGGGUCAGGCACUGUUUCCACUCUACAACACUGGAGUGUGUGUGGCAAGUAAUUGCCGCGCGUGUCCAUGUACGUACCGUACUCUCCUCUCCCUGAGAACUUUCAUCAGCAGUAACUCCCUUGGCUCAGCAGGUUUCUGGCUUUUGGGCCCUGGGGCCUCACUAGGGGGAACUUAUGGGCCCACCAACACACGUCUCCGGUGCCAUCUGGGUCUCCAGACUCCUUCACAGUGUGAACUGGUGGUAGGGGGUGAGCCUCAGUGCUGGUCUGAGGGACACUGCCUCCUAGUGGAUGACUCUUUCCUGCACACCAUCUCGCACAAUGGUGGCGCUGAAGACGGUCCGAGGGUGAUUUUCAGUGUUGAUCUGUGGCACCCAAAUGUUGCAGCAGCAGAAAGACAGGCUCUGGACUACAUCUUCAGUCCUGAACAGUAAUCAACUACAUAUCUCUGAGCUCACCAGUAACACCGAAAAUAUGCAGAGAUGGAGCCUAGCUGCAUCUCAUUCUGUUUCAGCUGAUCUCUUCUCUAAACCACCAAGAAGAAAUGUGGAGACAAAUUUGACGUAUCUUUCCAUCACAAGAUAAGUUGACUGUAUGUAACUGCAUUGUAUUUUCCCCAAAAUGUACUGAAGCAGAAAAGUUUGUCUUCCCUCUGAAAGUUCCUCUAAGUAGAAGCAAGA
This is a messenger RNA of Ictalurus furcatus (blue catfish), 1329 nucleotides long. It is a transcript of the gene asphd1, whose product is annotated as aspartate beta-hydroxylase domain containing 1. Lineage: Eukaryota; Metazoa; Chordata; Actinopteri; Siluriformes; Ictaluridae. The coding region runs from base 34 to 1083 and encodes 349 amino acids. The transcript has 6 exons. The record is from RefSeq and is a predicted model, not a curated record.